Microstroma glucosiphilum is the source of this 2550-nucleotide messenger RNA. Its product is annotated as alpha/beta-hydrolase. The transcript has 3 exons. The coding region runs from base 6 to 2459 and encodes 817 amino acids. Gene Ontology annotation, molecular function: serine-type endopeptidase activity. The record is from RefSeq and is a predicted model, not a curated record. Lineage: Eukaryota; Fungi; Basidiomycota; Exobasidiomycetes; Microstromatales; Microstromataceae. Gene Ontology annotation, biological process: proteolysis.
CGCGAAUGAUCGCGACGAGUAUCAUGGACAACGCAUCCGAAUCCUCCUCGCAACCUUCGAGGGGGGCGCACCGUACACCAAUGGAAGCCUCCAUGGAGGACAUCUCGUCGGGCGUGCCUCUCCACCAGGCAGCUGCCCUCUAUGAAUGUCUGGCCGAGAUGCCGACGAUUGCCAAGGCGGAAUUCGUAGGACUCCUCGACGAGAUGGUGCUCUUGACCCUCAACUACAAGGACCAUGCCACUAUGACUACAUCGCAAAGGGCCCUGCAAAUACUUCUCGAACCAGAAGCCCACUCAACAAGCCUGAUUGUCGCCAAUCAGGGGCUUCCCGGCGUCCCCGUAGACCCUGCAGUGAAACUCGACUUUGCAAUGCAUUCAGACUCUCUAAGCCGUGUGAGAUUGCGGGAAGAGACUGUCGAGGGCAAAAAGCGACGGUUCGUCGAAGUGUGGAUCAAUGUGACUCGAGAGUACUGCAUCGAAGUCACCGAAUCCCAUGGCAGCUUUUGCACUGAUGAAACUUUUUCAAGCAGCAGCGCAAUUCGCCCAGAGGACUUCAAAGACGAGACCGUACCUAUCUCUAUUCUUUAUGAGGCGGGCACGAUCUCUGACCCUUCCGUAGAGGAUCCUCUCGAGCGCUUCAGAUACCAGGCCCCCAUGGGCGAGAAAUUUGCCAAGGAUCUCCAGCCUGGGCUUUUCUUAUUGCGCAUCUGGAGGGACCGACCCGCAAGUCUAGUGCAGCUCGUCAGUCCCGAAAAAGACCGCAUAUUGGGUCAGGCGUGCUUCAUCGGAACCGAAAGAAUUGCCGCGACUGGAUACGAUGCUGUCAGCGGCGGCCGCAGACUUGGUCAAGUCUAUUGCACGAACCGACCCUCAACUGUACAGACGUUCAGAGUUCCUCCCGAUGAAUCCGCAAAAGAGAUCGGCAUGCGUAAUCGUCAAGUCGUCAAGAAGGCAGAGGUGGUAGUAUUGUACUCCCCGAAAGUGAUCGAUCUCAGCACCCCAGGAAGGUCCGCUCGCUCUCCUCGAAGCCUCCCUGAAUUCCCUUGCUCUGGCGAUAAAGAGUGGACUGUCAUAUGGCUCGAAACGCCCUCUGAAGGACCUCACAAUUCUUCCUCUGCAGUCCUCAAAGCUACUGAACGGAAGGAUGGCGUUAUUGAACUCGAGGAAGUCCUUCCAUUGGAUCACAAAUCAACUCAUGACGGUGUCGAAGGGCAAUACCUGGGUCAGCUCGCCAGGCAGCCGUUCUUCAGAUUCGGACAGGAUUGGUUUCUCGUGCUAAGCAGCAUUCAUGAGUGUCAAAACGUUGUUCGUGUUCACCGCGUACGCGACAGGGACCUUACGUGGGAAUGUUCCACGAGGGAAUCAUCAGAGGCUCUGCUGGCUACGUCUGCGGACAGGCGGCAAAUUCUCACCACCUCAACCCACUUCAGACAGCCACCUCAGCUCUGCUUAUGGGACCUGGAAUUCAAAGAGGGCUCUGUGGAACAUGCAUGCUGUUCCGUGAUCUGGGCUGCACAUUCCGGUGGUGGAGCGAAAGAGGUUGCUUCCCAAUUGAAGGCAAUCACUUCAAGGGUGGUGGACAUCCCCCACACUGGUCUUACCUCUUCUGAAGAAUCAGAUGAGCGUCCAGAGGAUACGGUGGAAGCCAUCGUGAUCAGCGCUCAUGGUGACAGUGAAGAAGCGCCCCCUUGCAUCCUGUAUCCUCACGGUGGUCCCCACGGCGCCUCUACGAUUGAUUGGAGCCCCGGGGUGGCUGCCCUUGUCCUCCUGGGGUACACCGUCAUCCUGCCCAACUAUCACGGCUCUACCGGCCGCUCGCCAGCAUUUGUCGAUUCUCUAAUAGGCAAGUGUGGCACCCUGGACAUCGACGAUUGUGUUGCGACGAUCAAGUGGGCAAUUGAGGAGGGUGUGGCUGACAAAGACCAGGUGUACUUCCAAGGAGGAUCCCAUGGAGGCUUUAUCGGCUGUCACGUGGCUGGGCGAAGUGAUGUCAAGGGUUUGUGGAAGGCGAUUGCUCUGCGCAAUCCUGUCACCCAUAUUGGGGAGAUGUGGGCUACCACCGACAUUCGAGACUGGGACAUGGCUGAGCUUGGUCUACCUUACUCCUUUGACGCACCACCGCCCUUCCUGAGCCCGGAGAACUUCAAGGCGCUCUCGGACGCCUCUCCCGCGCGGCUGGUGGACAAGGUUGAGGCGCCUGUACUGAUGCUGCUGGGCGAUAGCGACCAGCGUGUGCCUCCCACACAAGGGUUGGCAUACUAUCACGCCCUGUGCUCUCGCAUCGAGCGGCAGUGGGAGGCCGAGAGGAGCGGCGUGGGGAGAGCGCCUCGAUUGAGGGCAGAGUGUCUGUGGUUCAAGGGGGCAGAUCAUGCGCUGGACACGGUGGAGAGUGCUCGGGGUGCAUGGCUGGCUACAUGGAAGUGGUUUGAAGAGGCGAGGAGGGGGAGAGAGGUGGAGUGAGUGUGAGCGAUUGAGCAGAAUACUCUUGUCUGUGCUACUACCAUCACCUUUCCACACCACUGGUGCGUCGAUGCUGACGGGGAAUGAUAUC